GGAGCGGCCCCGCAGCACGCUCUGCGUGGAGCGGAUGUCCGGGCCGGCUGGGCCGGGGCCGGGGACGAGAUGGCGGAAGGCGGAGGCUGCCGAGAGCGGCCCGAUGCCGAGACCCAGAAGUCCGAGCUGGGGGCCUUGAUGCAGACCACGCUGCAGCGGGGAGCGCAGUGGUAUCUUAUUGACAGUCGGUGGUUCAAGCAGUGGAAGAAAUACGUGGGCUUUGACAGCUGGGAUAUGUACAACGUGGGAGAACACAACCUAUUUCCUGGCCCCAUAGACAACUCCGGGCUCUUUUCAGAUCCAGAGAGUCAGACCUUGAAAGAACAUCUAAUCGAUGAAUUGGAUUAUGUAUUGGUCCCAACUGAGGCCUGGAAUAAGUUAUUAAAUUGGUAUGGCUGCGUAGAAGGACAGCAGCCCAUCGUGAGAAAAGUUGUGGAGCAUGGCCUGUUUGUCAAACACUGCAAAGUGGAAGUGUACUUGCUCGAACUGAAGCUCUGUGAGAAUAGCGACCCCACCAAUCUUCUGAGUUGCCAUUUCAGCAAAGCUGAUACUCUUGCAACCAUUGAGAAGGAGAUGCGGAAGCUGUUCAAUAUUCCUGCAGAGCGUGAGACACGACUGUGGAACAAGUACAUGAGCAACACCUACGAGCCGUUGAGCAAGUUAGACAACACUGUUCAGGAUGCGGGGCUUUACCAGGGCCAGGUGCUAGUCAUCGAGCUUCAGAAUGAAGAUGGCACAUGGCCGAGGCAGACCAUGCAGCCAAAAUCAAGCCCUGCACCUAGCAGAAAUUUCACUACCUCUCCAAAACCGUCUGCGAGUCCCUAUUCCUCAGUGUCUGCCUCUCCCAUUGCCAAUGGCGACAGCACUAACACCUCUGGGAUGCACAGUUCCGGUGUCAGCAGGGGCUUCUCCGCUUCAUAUAGUUGCCAGGAGCCCCAGUCGUCUCAAGUACAGCCUGGGAUCUGUGGACUUGGAAACCUGGGAAACACCUGCUUCAUGAACUCUGCUUUGCAGUGCUUGAGCAACACAGCGCCACUGACUGAUUACUUUCUCAAGGACGAGUAUGAAGCCGAAAUCAACAGAGACAACCCGUUGGGCAUGAAAGGGGAAAUUGCAGAGGCUUAUGCAGAGCUUAUUAAGCAGAUGUGGUCUGGAAGGGAUUCUCACGUGAUCCCGAGAAUGUUCAAAACACAAGUGGGACGUUUUGCACCUCAGUUUUCUGGCUAUCAGCAACAAGACUCUCAGGAGCUGUUAGCCUUUCUUCUGGAUGGCUUGCAUGAAGAUCUAAACCGAGUGAAGAAGAAACCCUACCUAGAACUGAAGGAUGCCAACGGGCGGCCAGAUGCGGUGGUAGCAAAGGAAGCCUGGGAGAACCACAGAUUGAGGAAUGACUCUGUGAUUGUGGACACCUUCCAUGGCCUCUUCAAAUCUACUCUGGUUUGCCCAGAAUGUUCGAAGGUGUCAGUGACCUUUGACCCUUUUUGCUAUCUAACUCUCCCAUUGCCCUUGAAGAAAGAUCGAGUUAUAGAGGUCUUCCUGGUUACUGCUGAUCCUCGCUGCAGACCUACUCAGUACCGCCUGGUGGUGCCGCUGAUGGGUGCUGUGUCCGAUCUCUGCGAGGCGCUCUCCAGGCUGUCUGGCAUCGCUGUAGAAAAUAUGGUGGUCGCCGAUGUGUAUAACCAUCGAUUUCACAAAAUUUUCCAAAUGGAUGAAGGUUUAAACCACAUCUUGCCUCGGGAUGACAUCUUUGUGUACGAAGUCUACAGCACCUCCACUGAUGGCACCGAGUAUGUGACGCUUCCAGUCUAUUUCAGGGAAAGAAAGUCAAACCCUCCGAGCACCUCUUCUGGAGUGGUACUUUAUGGACAGCCAGUGAUGGUUUCUGUCCCCAAGCAUAAGCUAACCCUCGAGGCUUUGUACCAGGCUGUCUGUGAGCGUAUCAGCCGCUAUAUAAAACAACCUUUGCCUGAUGAAUCUGGCAGCUCGCCCUUGGAGCCCGGGUCCUGCAAUGGCUCCAGGGGCAGCUGUGAAGGAGAAGAUGAAGAAAUGGAGCAUCAGGAAGAAGGUAAAGAGCAGCUCUCAGAAACCGAAGGAAGUGGCGAGGAGGAACUGGGAAACAACCACAGUGAGACCACCCAGAAGAGCCGAGGCCAGCGCUGUCCUAGGAGGCUUUUUACCUUCAGCCUGGUCAACUCCUAUGGAACAGCCGACAUUAAUUCACUGGCCACAGAUGGAAAACUACUUAAACUCAACUCUCGAUCCACGUUGGCCAUUGAUUGGGAUAGUGAGACCCGGAGCUUGUACUAUGAUGAACAGGAGUCUGAGGCCUAUGAGAAGCACGUGAGCAUGUUGCAGUCGCAGAAGAAGAAGAAGACAGCAGUGGCCCUCAGAGAGUGCAUCGAGCUCUUCACCACUAUGGAGACCCUUGGGGAACACGACCCCUGGUACUGUCCCAACUGUAAGAAACAUCAGCAGGCCACAAAAAAGUUUGACCUGUGGUCUUUGCCCAAGAUACUGGUGGUCCACCUGAAACGUUUCUCCUACAACAGAUACUGGAGAGACAAGCUUGACACUGUUGUGGAAUUCCCAAUCAGAGGUCUGAACAUGUCCGAGUUCGUCUGUGACCGGUCAGCAAGGCCAUAUGUGUAUGAUCUCGUUGCUGUAUCCAAUCAUUAUGGAGCCAUGGGGGUUGGCCACUACACUGCUUAUGCGAAGAACAAACUGAAUGGGAAAUGGUACUAUUUUGAUGACAACAACGUGUCCUUGGCCUCUGAGGAUCAGAUAGUGACAAAAGCUGCUUACGUGCUGUUUUACCAGCGUCGAGAUGAUGAAUUUUAUAAGACACCUUCACACAUGAAUUUUCCUGGAUCUUCGGAUGGAGGAAUGAGGCCCAGUAGCUCACAGCAGGGCUUUGGGGAGGACGAGGCGUGCAGCAUGGAUACCAACUGAUGCGGCCACCCCGCUCACCUGUGUCAUCCCCAGGGAACACCUGUGACACUCUGAAGACUGUAGUAUUCGGUCUAAAAACCAGAUGAGAAAAUUCCCUUUUAUGAGUGGAAGAAAAAAAAUGCCCUGUUUGCUCAGAAGGUUUUCUUUUUCUUAAAUAGGUGGUGAGAAAUUUCUUUAAGGCCUAUUGAGCUGCAGAAGGGGGUUGGGAGUGGGAAUGUACGAUGCAGCAAUGACUGAUGAAUUCCAGAGAACGGAGAGAGACACUGUAGUGGAGAACGGGACAGCCAAAAACACACCUGUGCUGGCCGUGCUGCCUUCCUGGAUUUCUCAUUCUGGUGCUGACUACUGGUCACCCCAGUAAUCUGCCCACAUAAACCAAGCUUCAAGUAAACUACAUGUCCCCCUUUCC
This is a messenger RNA of Suncus etruscus (white-toothed pygmy shrew), 3358 nucleotides long. It is a transcript of the gene USP4, whose product is annotated as ubiquitin specific peptidase 4. Gene Ontology annotation, biological process: protein deubiquitination. The coding region runs from base 70 to 2949 and encodes 959 amino acids. Gene Ontology annotation, molecular function: cysteine-type deubiquitinase activity. The record is from RefSeq and is a predicted model, not a curated record. The transcript is spliced from 22 exons. NCBI's taxonomy places the organism in Eukaryota, Metazoa, Chordata, Mammalia, Eulipotyphla, Soricidae.